CAAUGAGGAAGGCACAGAAAGCAACAGCAUGCAUGCAUCCCAAGUUCCCCCGGUUUGAGGCACCUUGUCAAUUUUUUUUAGCCAGGGGUUGUCUCCAGUGAGAUGUAUAAGAAACUGGCGCAGCUAACUUUUUAACAUUAUCUCACCUUACAGAAGAACAUGGACCACCUAUCCAGUACGAGAACAUGGGGCAUCAGCUAUUCAUUUAGCCUAUUCAGUCCAAUUGUUUUACAACGCAUGCAUGAGUAGUAGUGAUGAUGAAGAUGUUCUAUGCACCGUUUCUCUUACCGGAGUACCUCACAGCAUUACUAUUCUAAAUCACCUACCCAACAGUACAGGUCUUACUUGCAUUAUUAAAGUAAAACAGUAAGGGGUGGACUCGAACUUGUUGCUUCUUCAGAAAGAGCUGAACCUCAUUGUUGUGGAUUUUAAUAGUGUGCAGUAACAAUGUGCGCAGCUAAGACUCCACAUUGCCUUUGUCUUUUGUGGUAUAGAAACUAUUGCUAGAUUCAUUUAGCACGUAUCUGUACUGGAGGAGGUGGAUAAAUGUGUUCUUACAGCAGACGGUGCAGUGGCAGCUAUGUUUCAAUGAUAUCUGUUCCGGAAAAGAAAACAUUGGUAGAAGGUGCAACAGGGUUUUGCAGCUACUGUUUCACUCCAGGUAGAUACAUUUUGACUCCCUCACACUGAAUCACAACGGUGGGUUUGUUUAUGCAGUAGUGUCCUGCGUGAAUACGGACUACACUGAGACGUAUAUGGUAACUGCAGACAACUGAGAGAUGAAGUGGGUGUACGCUGCAAAGAAAACUGAUAAACCUGCAUGGUCGUGAAAAAUCUGAGAAGCACGGAAUUAUCCUUUUUGUAAAAGAUCGGUAGGCGCAUUUCAACCCUGACAUCCAUUUGAGGCUGCUGUGCUAUGCUCGCCCCAUGACUGAUGGGUCUGAUAUUGUUGCCCUGUUCCACAUGUGCCUUUCCACCACUGCAUAACUAACUUGAGUGGCAUUACACGGAGCUAGCUACUUGGUGACAUUUAGAAUGGCGGCUGGAGUGGCGGCUUGGCUCCCCUUUGCCCGGGCGGCGGCAAUAGGCUGGAUGCCAGUGGCCAGUGCGCCCAUGCCAGUACCCCCUAAGGAAAGGAAGCGCACACAAGAUACACUCAUCAUCCUGAAUGUAAGCGGUGUCAAGUUCCAGACUUGGAGGAAUACUCUAGAGAGGUACCCGGACACCCUACUGGGCAGCACGGAAAAGGACUUCUUCUACAAUGAGGAGACUAGCGAGUACUUCUUUGACAGGGACCCGGACAUCUUCAGGAAUAUCCUGAACUUCUAUCGCACUGGCAAGCUCCACUAUCCAAGGAAUGAGUGCAUAUCUGCCUAUGAUGAGGAGCUGGCAUUUUUCGGCAUCAUUCCUGAGAUAAUUGGCGAUUGUUGCUAUGAAGAGUAUAAGGACAGGAGACGGGAAAAUGCCGAGCGCCUCCUGGAUGAUGCGGAUGAGAACUCGGGCGAGGGGUCUCCCCUCCCUUCAAUGACGCUGCGGCAGAGUAUGUGGCGGGCUUUUGAAAACCCACACACCAGCACGCCGGCUUUGGUGUUCUACUAUGUCACUGGCUUCUUCAUUGCUGUCUCUGUUAUUGCCAACGUGGUGGAGACGGUACCCUGUGGUAUCUCAUUGGAUGUAACAAAGGAGUUGCCCUGUGGAGAGCGGUACUCUCUGGCCUUCUUUUGCUUGGAUACAGCCUGUGUGAUGAUCUUUACCGUUGAGUACCUGUUACGCUUAGUGGCUGCGCCCAGUCGCUAUAAAUUUGUGCGCAGUGUCAUGAGCAUUAUUGAUGUAGUGGCGAUCAUGCCAUACUAUAUCGGUCUGGUCAUGUCUGAAAACGAGGAUGUCAGUGGUGCUUUUGUGACCUUGAGGGUCUUCAGAGUCUUUCGGAUUUUUAAAUUCUCCCGCCACUCGCAGGGGCUACGUAUUUUGGGUUACACGCUGAAGAGUUGUGCGUCGGAAUUGGGAUUUCUACUGUUUUCUCUCACCAUGGCCAUCAUAAUUUUUGCAACAGUGAUGUUCUAUGCAGAGAAGGGGUCCACAGCCAGUAAGUUUACCAGUAUCCCUGCUGCCUUCUGGUACACCAUUGUGACCAUGACAACAUUGGGGUAAGU
This is a messenger RNA of Protopterus annectens (West African lungfish), 2153 nucleotides long. Its product is annotated as potassium voltage-gated channel subfamily D member 2. NCBI's taxonomy places the organism in Eukaryota, Metazoa, Chordata, Ceratodontiformes, Protopteridae. The transcript is spliced from 2 exons. Gene Ontology annotation, molecular function: A-type (transient outward) potassium channel activity; protein binding. Gene Ontology annotation, cellular component: voltage-gated potassium channel complex; membrane. Gene Ontology annotation, biological process: potassium ion transmembrane transport; protein homooligomerization. The record is from RefSeq and is a predicted model, not a curated record. The coding region runs from base 1036 to 2151 and encodes 371 amino acids.